AAUAAGAUGAAAAGUGGCUACGAAGGAGAAAACAUAAUUGUCUAAAAAUAGAGAAAGGGUUUGCUGGUGGAAUGUCGGCUUCUAGUUCUACUAUCCUUACACGGCUGCUCCGCCGUGAUGUUAAUGUUAUCAUCCUCUUCCUGUGGCCUUUCGCCGUCAUCGCACUAAUGUUAGCAUGAUUACCAUUACUAUUACCAAAUUCUGUUAGCGCUUGUUUAAAGCUGUGAUUCAACUUUAAUCCACAAACAAAAAGUAAAAGAAGAUCCUGAUGAUGAUGAUGAGAGGGCCGUUAUUGAUCGGCGUAGUAAUCGUUAUGGUUCUUGGACUCGCAGUCUAUAUGAAGCUUUGGACCAUUGAUUACCAAAUUUCCUCCAAUGAAACCGAAUUAAUAAGAAGGCAGUUUGAUCUUGCAAACAGGGAAGCAAUGGAUGAAUCUGCAGAGUGGAGACUGAAAUUCGAUGUUGCAGAAGAACGAGCAAAUAAGUGUACGAAGGAGCUAAAAAGAGUUAAGGAGAGUCUUGGAGAUAAGAGUGGUAACAGCAUAACCAAAAGGCUAGAUAUGUUACAGAAGGAAAAUAUAAACUUGUUGGAAAGAGUUGAGACAUUAAAACAAGAGCUUGAAGCUGAGAAGAUGAAGUGCAGUAUGCAGAGGGUGUAAUUGUCUGAAGUCUGAAUGGAUCUAUGAUUUUGACCAAAGAUGGUGGAGUUUGACUUCAAGCUUACACUGUUGUUUUGAGACUAUAGUCUGUAGAUGUAUUGUUAUAUCCAGGUAAAGGGUUAAAUACAGAAGCUUUCAUUACAUCGACAUGAAGUUAUUCAAAAGACCAUCAUAUUUAAUUCUUUAGCAAACAACCGUUGCAUUUUAAAGGUUGUUCACAAAAAUGAAUAUUUGUAUUUGUCACAAUUUUUGCCAUUUACCAAAAGAUGACCUGUCUUUCUUUGAUAAGUUUUGGUGAUGUUACUUCUGUAUGUUGAAAAGGUUGUAAUUUCAGAGUCUGAAUUGCUUCUUUUUAAAGUUUCUACUCUAAAGUAACAUCAUUUUUGUUUACCUACUUGUUAUAUUGCAUUGGAUUUACGCAAAAAGUCCAUAUUUAGCAGAAUGUGUAUGGAG
Messenger RNA from Lactuca saligna, 1111 nucleotides. NCBI's taxonomy places the organism in Eukaryota, Viridiplantae, Streptophyta, Magnoliopsida, Asterales, Asteraceae. The record is from the annotation of a GenBank genome assembly.